AUGGGAACUCCAAAUGAGACAACGGUGACAGAAUUCAUCUUGAUUGGGUUAUCCGGGCACCCCCAAGCACAGGCUGUGUUCUUUUCAUUCUUCUUGAUGGCCUAUCUCAUCAGCACUCUUGGGAAUGGCCUCAUCAUCAUCUUGAUCAUUGCAGACCCCCAUCUCCAUUCUCCCAUGUAUUUCUUUCUCUGCAUCCUCUCCUCGGUAGAUCUCAUCAUCUCCAGCAAUGUACUUCCCGAGAUCCUGGUCAACUGCUUCUUUUAUAGGCCCACCAUCUCCUUCUACAGAUGCGUGGUUCAGAUGUAUGUUGGCCUAUCACUCGUUGUGACAGAGUGUAUCCUUCUGGCUGUUAUGGCCUAUGACCGCUUUGCAGCGAUAUGCCAGCCGCUUCACUAUAUGCAGAUCAUGAGCUGGAGAUUUUGUACCAGUUUAGUGUCUGUAUGUAUGGUCCUCGCCUUACUGAAUACCUUGAUCAACAUAUUGUUGCAGCCAACUGACUUCUGUGGGCAAAAUAUCAUUAACCAUUUUGGAUGUGAGCUACAAUCUCUACUCAGACUGGCCUGCUCCGGCACACACACUCCCGAGCUCUACAUUCACGUUAGCGGCUUCUUUGUCCUGAUACCCCCCUUUGGCUUCAUCGUUGUGACAUAUGGGCGCAUAGGCUUAGCUGUCCUGCGCAUUCGCUCAACACAGGGUCGCAAGAAAGCCUUCUCCACCUGUAGUUCUCACCUCAUGGUGGUCAGUGUCUUUUAUGGUACAAUCAUGAUCACGUACUUGAAACCUCAAGCAAAAUCCACUUCAGAUCAAGAUAAAGUCAUUGCUUUACUUUACGGGGUCUUAACUCCCAUGCUCAACCCCCUGAUCUACAGCUUGAGAAACAGGGAUGUGAAGGGCGCCUUCUGGGGAGUGUUUGGCAGGAAACGUCAAAAAUAA
Messenger RNA from Gekko japonicus, 933 nucleotides. RefSeq names its product olfactory receptor 13H1-like. The record is from RefSeq and is a predicted model, not a curated record. Gene Ontology annotation, biological process: G protein-coupled receptor signaling pathway. The coding region runs from base 1 to 933 and encodes 310 amino acids. Gene Ontology annotation, molecular function: G protein-coupled receptor activity; olfactory receptor activity. Lineage: Eukaryota; Metazoa; Chordata; Lepidosauria; Squamata; Gekkonidae. Gene Ontology annotation, cellular component: membrane. The transcript has a single exon.